Amyelois transitella is the source of this 3363-nucleotide messenger RNA. RefSeq names its product centrosomal protein of 104 kDa. Gene Ontology annotation, cellular component: cilium. The transcript is spliced from 21 exons. Bases 1 to 3363 code for a protein of 1120 amino acids. The record is from RefSeq and is a predicted model, not a curated record. NCBI's taxonomy places the organism in Eukaryota, Metazoa, Arthropoda, Insecta, Lepidoptera, Pyralidae.
AUGCCGAAGCGUAUUCCAUUUCAUGUCGUUUAUGCAACAAGCGAGGACAGUUCGUACCCAGCAUGCGAGUUGAACUCCCAGGGGCCGGCGGCUCGCGGCUGGCGGAGCGCCGGCCCUCCGCCCCACGAGCUACUUCUGAGGCUGACCGCGGUCACCAGCGUUCAUAAGUUGCAGUUGUUGGCUCACCAUCAGUUGAUACCUUCAAGCGUGGAAGUACUCGUGUCGGGAGGGCUGGUGUCUGAAGGGGCGGCUACCCCGUGUGGGGCCACAUACACCAGCGUGGGCAGAGUGACGUUGGCCAAGCCAGCCCCGCAGGCCAGAACCAGGGAACUUAGAUCAGCCGCGUUACCCGAACCUACGAUAGCUCGUUUCGUCAAACUCAGGUUGUCCGGCCCUCAUCCACCAGCAAACGACAAUGAUCAGGUUGCGCUCAUGGCAGUCAACGUCCUUGGGGAAGAGAUCGACGACGCAGAGAAAUCUCCACCAGCUUCGAAGAAUGAACCAGCUUACUCGCCUUACGACGACCUGGCUUUUGUCAUGUACGUCGAUAACGAGAUCGCAGACAUGGUGCGGAGUUUGGAUGAGAAGAAGAAAACUGCUGUGGCCGAGGAGCGUUUCGAAUACGCUCGUCGUCUGAAAUCCGCUGGCUCCGCGUUAGCCGCUGCCGGGAUCCGAAUUGGAAGGUGGCGUCUGAGGAAGAGGACUGCCGCAGCACGAGAUGACUUCGAGCUAGCUAGGAGGAUGAGGGACAGGAUAGCUGACGCUCUGUGCGGGGUGAAGGAUGAUCCGCAGCUGUGCCGGUUGUUUGAAGAAGAAGGGCCCGACAAUCGCAACGACUCGUCAAUGCACCAAGAGUACGACUUCUCCCACCACCUGUCGCCGUCCGUGGCGGCCGGCUCCCUCAGUCUGGACAUGCCGUCCCCUGUUCCUCCUGCGGACGAGCCAGACCACGAGGAGGAAGACGCUGGAAUUGAUAAUAUGCCGACCUCUCCAGUGCAAACUAUUCAAGAAGACAUCCAGCCAGCAUACUCUGACCCCUCGCCGCCUCCGCCAGAAGAGAAGAUCGAGGUCCAAAAGAAGAUAGAAGAAGAGGAAGUUCGGAGAGAGACUGAUAGCCCUCGGAGGAGCAUCACGCCAAACGCUGCCAAUGGUACUUUAGUUAGAAGAAGAAAUAAGAGUGCUGGUCCGAGAUCAACAUUUGAAGCUUACGAAGAGAGGCUUCUCCCAGCUUUGAGACACUCCCAUACUAACGAAUAUCUUCGAGAAGCGAGAGACACCCAAGAGGAAUGCAGCGGAGGCAGUGCUUCCCACACUACCACCAGGGUCGUACCCCCACACAAACUGAACGAGAGGGAGAGGAAGCAGGCGGCGCUACCUAUAGUCAUCUUUGGAUAUCCCCUGGUCGAAAAGUUCUACUCGAAGAACUACCUAGAUAAAGAAGAAGGGUUGGUUCGGCUCAGAGCUGAACUGACUUCUCCUUCUAACGGCAGUACGAAGACCUCCCCGAACAAGACAGCUAGGGCAGCGGCCAUGUUGCUACAGAGGACGUUGAGAGAUAAAGUGUUCUCUGUGUAUAGUCAGACGAACGAAGUGGUCAGGGUGUUGUUCCAAGAGUUUGUGCCAGAUAGAGUGUGUGCGGCAGAAGUGGGUCGUUGUCUGGAGAAGCUUCUACCAGAGCUGUUACGAGCCUGCGGGGACCCGGCGCCCAGGGUUCACUCCACAGCGCAACAUACGGUGCUCACCGUUGCCGACUGUCCCAUUGUCAGGAGUCUUCACAUGAUACCACAGCAGUUGGUCCGGCCAGUAGCAGCCUCAAUGCAUCCGAGACUGGCGCUGUCUCGACUGCAGAUGUUGGAACAGCUUAUAUUGAGCCACGGCAUUUCAACCGAUAAGAACAGCGGGCUGACGGUCCGCCGGCUGGCGGAGUGCGGCGCGGCGGGCGCGCAGCACGCGGCGGGCGCGGUGCGCGCGGCGGCCGAGCGCAUCCUGCUGGCCGCGUACGCGCGCUCGCCCCGCGUGGUGCGCGCGCAGCUCCCGCCCGACGACGCCGUCACCAGGCGCAACCUGAUCUACAGGCACCUGUUCCAGCAGUUCGACAGGAUCGAUAUGCAGAAAAUGCUUAACCAAGCACCUUCCGAGGAGCAACUUCUUAACGGCGCCGACCAAUCAGAGUCCAUGGACACGGCCAGCGUCUCCCAAUCCACACGCAGCGGCAUCAGCGGGAUGACGUCUUCAUUUAUGACAUCAUCAGUCGGCGCCACAUCAUCCUACAGCAUCAAAUCAAUGACUUCUAGUGUCAGCGGAUCAACAUUAGCGCCUUCGAGUUUAAGCAGUCAUACUUCAAGAACGAAGAGCAGCUUGAAGAAAUCUCCUACUAAGCGCUACACUCCUAGUAGAACUGCGAAGGAUUUCUCAAAUUAUCCGGGUUAUAAUAAAUUGAGGUUGGACAGUGCGGUCAGUCCGAAGCAUUCCCCGAGGUCUACGGUUUCAGCUACGGAAAAAGUUCAUUUCGAGGAAAGCCACGGCGACGAAGUAGUCUACCGGCGGACGAGCCGUCACACUGAAAACCGGCAUUCCAUGAUCCACUAUGACCAUGAUUCUGCGAAGCCACAACUCAAGGAACGACCUGUGACUGUCUACGAGCCAUUGCAUUUGGAUUACCGGGAUUCCCCUACUUUGGGGUCUCCGAAAACUUCAAAAAACGACGUUAGAAGCAUGGACUCCCUCCCAAUGGACUCUCCCAGGAAUGACCGCAGCGAUUUAGACUGCCGUAGUUUAGACUCGCCUAAAGUAAAAGCUGAAUUCUUCAGAGAAAGUGUUUUGGAGUCGCCGAAAUUAGUAGCGGGGUUACGGAACUUGCAUCUGGAUGAUAAUAGCCAAAUGGAUGAAAGUGGAUAUUAUAGCCCUGGGAGAAGACAAAUGGCGACAAGUGGUGAACAUUAUGAAGGGUACGAAGGUGGUGCUAUGGACGGCAGCGACACUACUCCGGAACCUGUAUGCAACAGCGCGGCGUGCCCGUGGUGCGGUACGCGCGUGCGCACGGCGUCGCUGGAGGCGCACUACUGGCGGCGCUGCGUGCUGCUCGCGCGCUGCCCCCACUGCCGGCUAGCGCUGGAAGCGCGCGUUCUGCACACGCAUCUGCUAGAAGAAUGCUCUAUGAGCGAAGGGUCUUGGAAGUCUUGUGGUAAAUGUGGCGCAGCACUAAGAAUCGACGACAGUGAUUUCCACGUCAACUGCAUACCUUUGGGCAUGGACGAAUGGAAAUGCCCGUAUUGCUUCACCAACAUCUUGGCGCGAGACCUGCCCUGGCAGCGUCAUCUCAUGCAGUGCUCCAGGAACCCACGGAUCACCCAAUGCUCAUAG